Aphis gossypii (cotton aphid) is the source of this 2135-nucleotide messenger RNA. Its product is annotated as leukocyte elastase inhibitor-like. The coding region runs from base 402 to 2036 and encodes 544 amino acids. The transcript has 8 exons. The record is from RefSeq and is a predicted model, not a curated record. Gene Ontology annotation, molecular function: serine-type endopeptidase inhibitor activity. Lineage: Eukaryota; Metazoa; Arthropoda; Insecta; Hemiptera; Aphididae.
AUCUAUACUUCAAACCCUGCAGGAUCGUUCAAAGCACCGAACCGUUGUCAUCACAUCGCAUAUACCUACGUCGACAAUAAUAAUUGAUUCAUCGUCGAUUCUACAUUCUGAGGAAGACAAAAACAAAACGAAUCAUUCCUGUAUGAACCGCCGUACCGACAUAUACAUACGCUCCUGCACACCACGGCCCCACCACUUCGCACGUACAUGCACGUUAUAUUAUACACACUCACACAAGUCAGACCUUGACCAUUAUUAUCAUUUCUACUACUAUAACGUACGAGUACUACUACUACUAUUAUUAUUAUUAUUAUUAUUAAAUAUUGGAUCAGAGAAUCGAUCACUAGUUAUAUUUAAUGAAUUCGCGUCGAAGUACGUGAACACCACAUUCUCUACAUAGGAUGCUACCAGUCGGACCUACUGCAGAGAUGUGGUCAAAAAUGUUGUUGUUAAGUUUAAAUAUUUACAUUCUGUUGUCAAUAGUGGAUGGCAAUAAAAUUGUAUUUUUGGAUCCUAUGGUGAAGACAAAUGAGACCUUAGCUUUAAAUGAAAAUGGAACUAAGAAUGAAAUUAAACCAAUGAGUUCUAUGUUCUCAGAUAUUAUUUUUAAUGAAACUAGACCUAUGAGUUCUAUGUUCCUAGAUAAAAUUAUUAAUGAAACUAAAUCUAUGAAGAUAAAUCCAAUGAUGAAUGAAACUAAAACUAUGAAUGAAACUAAAAUUAUGAAUGAAACUAAAACUAUGAAUGAAACAGUUCAUCAACAUGUACAGAACAAUUCAACUUCAAAUAAUGUAGAAGUAUUGUCGCUAGGUUUAUUGGAUGCAACAUUAAAUAUUGACAGAUCGAUUGAUAGUUUGCAAUCAUUAUACACCUCUAAUCGUGACACUAAUAUAGUAAUAUCACCAAUAUGUAUGGCCGCUGCUAUGUCACUUGUACUUCUGGGAGCUAAAGGUGAAACUAAAAUUGAAGUUGGUAAAUUAUUUGGUUAUGAUGUGGAGACAAUAAACCAUUUAGCUGAUAACAAUAGUCAAAAUUUUAAGAAUUUGGGAUUACUAUUAAAUUACUUUCAAGCUAACUCUGGUGAAAAAUUGGGCUCCGAAGUUAACCUAGCAAAAGCAAUUUUUGUACAGAACGGAUAUAAUAUUACAAAAAACUUUAUAAAAGCAGCUGAUGAAUAUUUAAAUAGUAAAUUGAUUACAGUUAAUUUCAAAUCAGACGGAGAACACACGAAACACAUUAUCAACCAAUGGGUAUCUAAUGAAACACGUGGAAAAAUAAAUGAUAUUAUGCCAGAUAUUCCUCCAUCUGAUACCAAGACUAUUAUUGCAAGUGCGUUAUACUUCACAGGUGAAUGGGAAAACCCAUUUUUUAUCAAUUACACCAGAAUAAAACCAUUUUGUUAUGGACCAAACACUGGUGAUAAAAAAUCAUCCAGGCAAAACAAAGAUUGUGUAUUCGUUCCAAUGAUGGUAGGCAGUAGUGAAGUAUUGUUUCAUAAAAAUGAAGAAUUAGAGUUUAAAGCCAUUGGGCUACCAUACAAAGGCAAUCAAUUUAUAACAUAUUUUGUGCUUCCCGACACAAAUGUCAGUUUAAGAGGUUUAAUUGCAAAAAUGAAUGGAAAAGUAUUAAAAAACAUAACUAAAAAUACUAAGUUAGCAGAAUUCACAUACUUUGUGCCUAAAAUGACUCUUAAGUCUUUGAUUAACCUACGUCCAGUUUUACAAAAUAUUGGAAUUAACAAAAUGUUUGACCCUUUAAAGGCUGAUUUAUCAGAUAUGGCUAUAGAUCCAGGCUCUUACAUAAGUGACAUUUUACACCAAGUUGAAAUUGAUAUCAAUGAAAUCGGUACAGUGGCAUCGGCAGCAACCGUAGUAACCAUAACAAGAGGAGGACAGGCUAUUUUUAAUGUAAACAAGCCAUUUGUAUUUUUUAUUCAUCAUGUACCAAGUGAUACAAUAGUAUUUUGGAGUACUAUUUAUAAACCUACACCAUAUUCAAUAACACCGCCAAAUUUAAAUCCUUAUAAAAAAACAUAAAUCACCUAUUAGUAUAAUUUGAAAUAUUAAAAAUUUUUUUAUUGUAAUCUUGAAUACUUAUACAAAUAUAAUAAUAUAUAUGUUAUGUUACUUCACAAA